This is a messenger RNA of Aspergillus mulundensis, 2874 nucleotides long. RefSeq names its product AP-2 complex subunit alpha. Gene Ontology annotation, biological process: clathrin-dependent endocytosis; intracellular protein transport. The record is from RefSeq and is a predicted model, not a curated record. NCBI's taxonomy places the organism in Eukaryota, Fungi, Ascomycota, Eurotiomycetes, Eurotiales, Aspergillaceae. Gene Ontology annotation, molecular function: clathrin-cargo adaptor activity. The transcript is spliced from 4 exons. Gene Ontology annotation, cellular component: AP-2 adaptor complex; membrane coat. The coding region runs from base 1 to 2874 and encodes 957 amino acids.
AUGUCUUCUAUGCGCGGCCUGGUUCAGUUCAUUGCGGACUUGCGAAAUGCAAGAGCGCGUGAGCUAGAGGAGAAGCGAGUGAACAAGGAAUUGGCGAAUAUCCGACAAAAGUUCAAGUCGGGGAGUCUCGACGGGUACCAGAAGAAGAAAUAUGUCUGCAAGUUGCUCUAUGUUUACAUCCAGGGGUACGAUGUCGAUUUUGGUCACCUGGAGGCUGUCAAUCUGAUUUCCUCCAACAAGUAUUCCGAGAAGCAGAUUGGAUACCUGGCAGUGACACUUUUUCUUCAUGAAGAGCAUGAGCUGCUGCAUCUUGUCGUCAAUAGUAUCCGGAAGGACUUGCUGGAUCAGCACGAAUUGAACAACUGUUUGGCUUUACAUGCGGUUGCCAACGUUGGAAGUAGGGAGAUGGGUGAAGCGCUCUCCACCGAUGUUCAUCGGCUGCUGAUUUCUCCUACCUCCAAAGCGUUUGUGAAGAAGAAGGCCGCUCUCACCCUCCUUCGCUUAUACCGAAAAUACCCUAGUAUCGUGCAAAAUCAAUGGGCAGAGCGCAUAAUAUCCUUGAUGGAUGAUCCGGACAUGGGCGUUACCCUAUCAGUGACAUCGCUGGUCAUGGCCCUGGCACAGGAUAGGCCUGACGAAUAUCGAGGAAGCUACGUCAAGGCUGCUCAACGAUUAAAGAGAAUCGUCGUCGACAAUGACAUUGCGCCGGACUAUCUAUACUAUCGAGUACCAUGUCCAUGGCUUCAGGUCAAACUGCUACGCUUAUUACAGUACUACCCCCCUUCAGCUGAUAGUCAUGUCCGUGAUAUCAUCCGCGAGUCGCUUCAGCAAAUAAUGCAGAUCGCAAUGGACACCCCAAAGAAUGUGCAGCAGAAUAAUGCGCAGAAUGCGGUGCUCUUUGAAGCGAUCAACCUUCUCAUCCACCUUGACACAGAACAUACCCUGAUGAUGCAAAUAUCCUCGCGUCUUGGGAAAUACAUCCAAUCACGCGAGACAAACGUGCGCUAUCUCGGCUUAGAGGCCAUGACGCACUUUGCGGCCAGGGCCGAAACUCUCGAUCCAAUUAAGAAGCAUCAAAGUAUCAUUCUGGGCUCGCUUCGAGAUAGAGAUAUCAGCGUGCGUCGGAAAGGCCUUGACUUGGUCUACAGUAUGUGUGAUAUCACAAAUGCGGCCCCGAUUGUGAACGAAUUGAUGCGCUACCUUCAAUCUGCCGACUACGCUAUACGGGAGGAGAUGGUCCUGAAAGUUGCCAUCUUGACGGAGAAGUAUGCUACGGACGCCCAGUGGUAUAUUGACGUUACACUGAAACUCUUGUCUCUUGCUGGUGACCAUGUCAACGACGAAGUCUGGCAGCGAGUGAUUCAGAUUGUGACAAACAACGAGGAACUGCAGGCAUACGCUGCUCAGACACUACUCACGUAUCUGAAAAGCGACUGUCAUGAGAGUCUGGUCAAAAUUGGCUGCUAUGUUCUUGGAGAGUUCGGUCAUUUAGUAGCCGACAACCAAGGGUCAAGCCCGAUAGAACAGUUUCUCGCCCUGCAAGCUAAAAUGAUGACCAGUACGGACAACACGCGCGCCAUGAUUCUGUCGUCCUUUGUCAAAUUUGUCAAUCUUUUCCCAGAAAUCAAGCCCCAGCUCCUACACAUCUUUCGACUGUACAGCCACUCACCGGACCCGGAAUUACAGCAACGUGCAUUCGAAUACCUGUCGCUGGCGACACUGCCAACUGACGAUCUUUUGCGAACAGUUUGUGAUGAAAUGCCUCCAUUCUCCGAGAGGGCUUCUAUUCUCUUGUCCCGUCUCCACCAGAAAACGGCCGGCACGACUGAUAAGAAGACUUGGGUCGUGGGAGGCAAGGACGCCAACACAGACGGGGCGGAGAUAUUAAUGGCACAAAACACAGGUCUAAAGCGAUCAUUUACUACGAUUGUCAAUGGCACACCUACGGGAGCCAAUGGAGCUACUGCCUCCUCCAGCGCGUCAGGGGAUUUGGCCGGACUAGACCUGAGCGCGUCUACACCACCACCGGCCCCUACGAACAUGGCUAGCGCAGCGAACCUGUCUCCAGACUGGGACAUUGGGUACAACAAGCUGUACUUCUCGGACGAAGGCGUGCUGUUCGAGGACCUGCAAAUACAGGUUGGCCUGCGGUCCGAAUUCCGUGGUCAUUUGGGUGUGCUUAAGCUCUACAUAAGCAACAAAUCCUCUUUCCCCAUCGGGUCAUUGACUACGACUGUGGACAACCCAUCCGCGCCCCAUCUUAGGAUCGAUUCAAAGAGCCUUCCGGAGCCUUCGGUUCCGGCUGCUGGUCAAACCCAGCAAACCCUUUUCUUCGAGGCCAAAGGGCCAUUUUCCAGUGCGCCUACAAUUCGUAUCUCUUACCUUGCCGGUGCCUUGCAGGCUUACACACUCCAACUUCCGAUUCUGAUGCAUCGUUACCUGGAGCCCUCAAGUCUCACGGCAGAAGACUUCUUUAAGCGAUGGCGCCAGAUUGGCGGUGGUCCACUAGAAGCGCAAAACACCUUUGGGCUUGCGCCGAAGGCAGGGAGUGUCAGCGAGGGCUUCACAAAGCGGCUUGUAGAACAGUUUGGCUGGAAGUUACUGAGCGGCGUUGAUCCGAUUCCUACUAACAUCGUGGGUUGCGCUGUGUAUCACUCCGCGCAGGGAAAGAUCGGUUGCCUUCUCCGAUUGGAACCCAACUAUGAGCGGAAGAUGUACCGAGUCACGAUUCGAGCCACGCAAGAAGGAAUUCCUCAAGCGCUCGCGCGGCAGAUGGAGGAGAGGCUAUCGCAUGGAACGUUGUCGGACAGGAGCUAUGUUCGUGAGAAGCCCAGGGGUAUUGACGUUGGAGACGACUUUACCUCUGGCUAUUAA